AUGCCAGGAUCUCCCAGCUCUUGUUGCCUGCCCGCCCUGCUGCUGGCGGUGAUGGUACAUCUCAGCAGUCAGACCCAAUACUUGAGCUCCUCCGAGGACAUUUGCCGCUUUUUCGCCAAUGGAACAAAGCUACGAAAGCCAGGCGGUUGCAACGAGUGGAUUGUCUGCCGGAACUCCGUAAGCAUCCACGGAGGAGUUUGUGGCGUUGAGACUCCUUAUUUCAACCUAAAGAGUGGUGCCUGUUCUAAGACCUUGGAUAGCACCUACUGCAAUCCACCGUGCAGUUCGUCUACGCAGGGCUAUGUGGGUGACACCCUCAAUUGCUCAAACUGGUAUUAUUGUGAAAGGGAGAAAGUGCGUACCAGCGGAAGAUGCGAUGGGGGCCUAAGCUUCGAUCAAACCCAGCAAAAGUGUCUGGCCAACACAACCUGUGGAGCUAGGUUCGAAAUGUGCGACGUGGUACCAACGGGAGUGCCAUUCCGUGACGAAAAGAACUGCAACAAGUUUUUUACAUGCAAGAACUAUAAGCUUGUGUCGAACACCUGCGAACCCGGCAAGUACUACGACACGGCCUCGGGGCAAUGUCUGGCCCUGAAGCACGUGGCUUGUGAGCAUCAUCCGGUUCCGGAGAAUGUGUGCGGCACCCCAGAGGUACCUCUGAGGAACAAGCUCGUCGCGGAUGGAGCCACUUGCCGUGGUUACUACUACUGUCAUGAUGUCGGCUCUGUCGGACCAGACCCCCGACCCACCAGGCAAUUCUGCGGAGCGGAUUACUUCUUCAGCCAGGAACAUCAGGAGUGUGUGCCGCGGGAGAGUCAGAAGUGUCCUUGGGAUCGAUGCGAUGGACGCACUGAGGGCUACGAGAUUGCCGAAGUGGAGGGGUGUCACAACUACUACAGGUGCUUGGACAAUAAGGAGAGCGAACUGCUCAGUUGCGGCGAAGGGUAUUUCGAUGCCGUGACCCAGAACUGCACAUCCAUCCGCACCGCCUACAGGGCAUGCAUCAAUAAAGUCCAAUAA
Drosophila kikkawai is the source of this 1020-nucleotide messenger RNA. Its product is annotated as peritrophin-48-like. The record is from RefSeq and is a predicted model, not a curated record. Gene Ontology annotation, cellular component: extracellular region. Gene Ontology annotation, molecular function: chitin binding. NCBI's taxonomy places the organism in Eukaryota, Metazoa, Arthropoda, Insecta, Diptera, Drosophilidae.